Molecule: messenger RNA, 2866 nt
Organism: Acanthopagrus latus (yellowfin seabream)
Lineage: Eukaryota; Metazoa; Chordata; Actinopteri; Spariformes; Sparidae
Gene: hao1
Product: hydroxyacid oxidase (glycolate oxidase) 1
Exons: 8
Coding region: 8-1264 (418 amino acids)
Molecular function (GO): FMN binding; oxidoreductase activity
Source: RefSeq, a predicted model, not a curated record
GUAAGUCAUGCUUCAGACAAAGCAGUUGAGGGCCGGUGAAGGCUCCCAGCAGGUUAAUGAUUGCUGCAGCUUUGCUUAUCACUGCUGCAUUGUGUGUGAGAGUGACAGUCAUCUCAGUGUCCAGGCAUUUGAGUGGACAGCAAUGUCGAGGCAGCGUGUGUGUGUGUCGGACUUCGAGGAUGAAGCCAGAAAAGUUCUUCCUAAAGCUGUUUAUGACUACUACCGCUCAGGAGCUGAUGAGCAAAACACACUGGCUGACAAUGUUGCUGCUUUUAACAGGUGGUAUCUAGUCCCCCGGGUGUUGAGGAAUGUGUCCACAGUGGAUUUGUCUGUCUCUGUACUGGGCAAGCAACUCAGCAUGCCUCUUUGUGUUGCAGCCACAGCAAUGCAAAGAAUGGCUCAUUCUGAAGGAGAGACCGCCACAGCAAGGGCAUGCCAGGCAGUGGGAACAGGGAUGAUGCUGAGCUCCUGGGCCACCUCCACUAUAGAGGAGGUGAUGUCAGCAAUGACUGCCUCAGUGGGUGCUGGGGGUACCCUGUGGCUGCAGCUUUACAUCUAUAAAGACAGAGAGCUCACACUAUCAUUGGUCCGCCGGGCAGAGGAGGUGGGCUAUAAGGCUAUCUUUGUUACUGUGGAUACACCAUACCUGGGGAAGAGACGGGACGACAUGCGCAACCACUUCAAACUGCCCCAACAUCUAAGCAUGUCUAACUUCUCAACGGCCUCCCUGGCUUUCUCUGAGGGGAGCUAUGGCAAUAACAGUGGUUUGGCUGUUUAUGUAGCCAAAGCCAUUGACCCCACUCUAUGUUGGGACGACAUCACCUGGCUGAAAAAACACACGUGUCUACCUGUAAUCGUGAAAGGAGUACUGAAUGAUGAGGAUGCUGUCCAGGCUGUGAACUAUGGUGUUGAUGGCAUCAUGGUAUCCAAUCAUGGAGCUCGACAACUUGAUGGAGUACCUGCAACGCUUGAUGUGUUGGAAGAGAUAGUAAAGGCAGUACAGGGUCGCUGUGAUGUCUACAUGGAUGGAGGAAUAAGGCGAGGGACAGACAUCCUGAAGGCCCUAGCUCUGGGAGCAAAGGCUGUCUUCAUCGGCCGACCAGUACUGUGGGGCCUUGCCUGUCAGGGGGAGCAGGGUGUUACUGAGCUUCUGGACCUUCUAAAAGAGGAGCUGCGAUUGGCAAUGGCCCUGUCAGGUUGUCGUUCUGUAUCAGAGGUGAGCAGGUCCCUGGUCAGGAGACUGGAAUUCACCUCGAGGAUGUGAAAGAAGGACCUGUUGGAGGAAUCACAAAACGGAUGGAUCAUUGGACACAUUAAUUUUUUUCAAAAUGAUUUGCUAUUUUUGGCAGUAAGACGUGUUUGUGAAAAUAGUAUAUAAUCACAUCUAAUGUAAGGUUGAGUUGAAAUACUGGCCAAUGUCCUGUUGUCAGUGAAUUAAGUGGCACUGAUUUUACUCAAGAUGACUUUGCUAGUCAUGAUUAGUAUCACUCAGCAUGUGACAACAGAAAUAAUGAAGGACCUUUCAGAAUUGGAAUCACACAUAGAUUUAUUGCCAAGAAGGAUUUUACACCAACAAGGAAUUUGUCUUGGUGGGGAAGGUGCAUACAUUUAAGACAAUAAACAUUAAACAAAAGGAGACAUAAAGUUUGGGAUGGGAUAAAUAAAGAUACAUAAAGAUGGAAGAGCUGCGCAUUAAUGUACAAAAGUUAAAAGUUAUACAAAUGUACAAAUUCUGCAUUAUUGUGAGGCAAUGAUUUAAGGGCGGUGGUGGGUUUGAGUGCAAGAGAGCAAGAGUCAGUCAUAAGACAUGUGGCAGGAGGUUUUGUUCCUGAUGGACCUCAGCCUCCUGCCAGAGUGACAAAAAGUCUGUGACCGGGAUGGGAGUGGUUGGCCACAAUCCUGCCUGGAUGCCUCACAGCCCCGGAGCUGUGAGGUCCUGAAGGAAUGGAAGGUUGCAGCCAGUCACCUUCUCAUUAAAUUGAUUAAAUUACCAAACAAAACAAGACAAAACAACGUGCACCAACAGUGUGGCGCCAUUCAAGUUGCAUUGUGGGAAAUGUAGGAUUAGCAAUAAUUACAGAUUCUCAGUAACCAAGGAGGAUUGACUCUAGGGAAGGGAUCAGCAACCUUUGCUAUCAAAAGAGACAUUUUUGCACCCCUCACCAAAAAAAAUCUGUCUGGAGCUGCAAGAGGAGCAUUUAUUUUAUAUUUCCACAUGAUGUGGCAACUCUACAGGGAGCUAUUAUGCUUACAGUAUAAGGUACUUGAACUUUGCCUUUCCAUUUCAAUGAUGAUGUUUUGGUGCAUUUAUGAAAUAAAAGAACUAGCCCACAGUAAAUAGAGUAGCAAUACACAACUAUAGCUGCAGACCUACUUUAGUCCUCCCUGUGUUUGUGAAAAUGUACAAAAGUAGCCUUAUCCAAUAAUAAAUAAAACACAAAGCAGCAGGCUAGAUUUAACAACAGUAAAAGUGAAAAAAAAUUGCAAAACAAUUUUAGAAAAAACACAGGACAGUUUAAAUGUAAUUCUAGUCACUUUCAGUGUGAGUGAAUCCUUUUUUAUCUUUAGCCACACACAGUGAUCAACCCUCAGGCUUGAGCAUAAAACACAAUGAUUUUAACUCAGAAUCUAUUUUUUUUUAGUGGGCGGUUUUUGUCAGUAAGGGGCGGGCCUGGGGGGCAUGCCAAUCGCCAGUGUAUCCCCAAAUAUACUUGGUUGAGCGUAUUCACCAAUCGGACAGCAGGGUACAGCAACACCACUAGGACAAUCGGGACAAACCACACAAUGACGUAUUGUGAUUUGGUGUCUUGACUUGAAUAUUUGCAAAAUGUCACACAGAGCAAAGAACUUCAGUAUGUUUGUCUGA